AUGCCACCCAGCCAAAGCGCGCAGCUCGCAGCAGCAGCGGCCGCAGGCGUCGGGCUCGGCAUCAUCGCGACCCUAAGUUUCCAGCGCGGCGCGCGACGCGAGCCGGACGAGGACGACGAGGACGACCACGGCGCGGCGCGGGCACGCGUAUGGCGGAGCAUCGGCGGCGCCGUGACCGCGGCCCAACUCUACGUAGGAGACAAGCUCGGCCUCUACGCGUCGCUCAAAUUUCUGUGCGAAACGGCCUACGCGGCGACGCCCGAAGACCUGGCGUUUCAUGCGAACAUCGACGAGCGCUGGGCGCGCGAAUGGCUGGCGCAGCAGGCGGCCGCGGGCUUUGUGAAAUUGCUGCCCGGCACGGGCGACUCUCGCCUGCGCUUCAGACUGAAGCGGGCCUACGCCGACGUCCUCGCGGACCCGAACCACGAGGAGUACGACAUCUCGCUCGUGCGCAUGGUCCCCGCGCUCGUGCAGCGCGCGCGGACGGCGCUGCCGGAGGCGUUCCGCUCGGGCCGCGGCGUCGCCUACGACGACGAGGACAUUUCUCGGGCCAUCGACGACGCGCACGCGAAGCACAUUCGCCUCGUGCUGCUGCCGGUUGUUUUAGGGAAGCUCGGUUCGAUCGUCGGACGCCUCGAGCGCGGCGGGGCGAUCGCCGACCUCGGCUGCGGCGGCGGCAACCUCGUCAUCGCGCUGGCACGGCGGUUCCCGCUCGCCAAGGUCGUGGGCUUCGAGGUGUCGGACACGGCGCUCGCGGUCGCGCGCAAGCGCCUCGCAGUGCGCGACCGUGCCCAUCGCCUUCGGCCAUCGAGCAGACGCGUCGAUGGCGUGGGGCUGACCCGUCGAUCGUUCACGCAGGCGGCGAAGCUGCCGAACGCCUCCGUCGUGGACGCGCGCGAGACGCCUAUGGGCGCCGCGGGGCCCUUCGAUUUGGUGACGACGUACGACGUGCUCCACGACGCGCCAAAGCCGGAGCAGCUCGUCGAGGAGGCCGCCGCGGCGCUGGCGCCCUCCGGCGUCUGGCUCCUCGGCGACAUGGCCGCGCGGGACGGCGUCCGCGAGAACGUCGAGCAGCACCCGGGCGCGGCGACGAUGUACGCCUUCUCGACGUGCCUGUGCAUGGCCUGCGCGCUGAGCGAGCCGGGCGGGCGCGGCCUGGGGACGCUCGGCUUCUCAGAGCGCGUCGCGCGGGAGAUGGUCUUGGGCCGAGGCCUCUUCACCGAGUGCCGCGUCCUCCACGAGGCGGACAACACGCGGUGGUUCGAGGUGACGAGGUAA
This is a messenger RNA of Pelagomonas calceolata, 1278 nucleotides long. Lineage: Eukaryota; Pelagophyceae; Pelagomonadales; Pelagomonadaceae. The record is from the annotation of a GenBank genome assembly.